This is a messenger RNA of Gadus macrocephalus (Pacific cod), 2171 nucleotides long. RefSeq names its product cytosolic 5'-nucleotidase 3-like. NCBI's taxonomy places the organism in Eukaryota, Metazoa, Chordata, Actinopteri, Gadiformes, Gadidae. The record is from RefSeq and is a predicted model, not a curated record. Gene Ontology annotation, cellular component: cytoplasm. The transcript is spliced from 9 exons. Gene Ontology annotation, molecular function: magnesium ion binding; 5'-nucleotidase activity. Bases 138 to 1037 code for a protein of 299 amino acids.
UCCUAUCCAGGAAGCGCAUGCAGCAGCGGUAAGGGGAUCCGGGGAGGAGCGCUGCCUUUAUACAAGUAGCCUCGCUGUAGUCGCUUUAGGUGUUUCAUCAACACUUAUCGUCUACCUACAAACUAAUCUUGCAAUUGAUGCAACGUCCUGUAAUAAGGAUUACGUGUAAAAUGAUUCCAGCAUUAGGUAAUACUUCGGUGCGCAUGAGGGACCGUCUGAGAGUCGAGGAGACCCUCCGCUGCAUGCAGAAAGCAGGAUUGAACACCCUACAGGUGAUUUCAGACUUCGACAUGACGUUAACAAGAUUUGCACACAAUGGAAAGCGUUGUCCUACUUCUCACAAUAUUUUGGAAAUCAGCAAAAUUAUUUCUGCUGAAUGCAAAGAAAAGCUAAAGGACUUGCUCGACAAAUACUACCCCAUAGAGAUCGACUCCUCUAAGACCAUAGCGGAGAAGCUCCCCCUCAUGGUGGAAUGGUGGACAAAGGCACAUGAGCUCAUGAUGCAACAGAAGAUCAGGAAAGAUCAGCUGACCCUUGCUGUACAGGAGUCUGAUGCCAUGCUUAGGGAAGGCUACCAGGAGUUCUUCGACUGCCUCAACCAGCACAGCGUCCCCCUGCUCAUCUUCUCCGCAGGGCUGGGGGACGUGCUGGAAGAAGUGGUCCGUCAGGCGGGGGUCUUCCACCCCAACGUCAAGGUCAUCUCUAACUACAUGGACUUUGACGAGACGGGGGUCAUGACUGCCUUCAAAGGGGAGCUGAUCCACAUCUACAACAAGCGCGAGGGAGCCCUGCUGAACACGGGCCACUUCGAGGAGCUGCGCUCACGGCCAAACGUGCUGCUGCUGGGGGACUCUCUGGGGGACCUGACCAUGGCCGACGGGGUGCAGGAGGUCGAGAAAGUCCUCAAGAUAGGCUUCCUCAACGACAAGGUGGAUGAGAGGCUGCCGUCCUAUCUGAACUUGUAUGACAUCGUGCUUCUGAAGGAUGAAACCAUGGAAGUUCCUAAUGCCAUACUGGAUUUCCUCGUCGCCGACUAGUUGACUUAAAAAAAAUCACCUGCUACAUCACCUCAGAUGCUAUGUGGAAAAUGUCACAGAAUACAAGUUAUGCAAAGUGAAUUUGUUAAAAUUAGUUCUUGUUGUCAACGGUUAAGUUGACUGCCAUACCUCGUCUGCAGCAAUUGUUACUAUGGAGUGUAACGUGAAAGGUAUUGGGCAGUCUCCGAUAUAAGUCUGCUUAUAUUCACCUUUCAAAGUUGUGGAGAUUUUUUGUUAUUUCUAUGUUAGUUUUAUGCAUAUUUCAUAAGGAUAAAGGGAAAUAAGUUUAAGAGCAGAAAUAUAAGCGGGGAAAAAAGUUGCCAGUUUACUAGAGCUAACGCCAAUAUUGAGUUUUUCGCUCCAGAAACAUCUUGUCAUGGGAAUUUUUACAUUCCUUCCGCAGCAUAUAUAUAUAAUUCAAUAGUACUGAAAAUGUCUUUUGGUUCCCUUUUUAUAACAACGAUAAGCAAUGUGACUACAGCGCAGUGCUAUUAAAUUGGGAAUAUGGCAUCUGCACAGAAGUGGAUCCAUUUUGUCAACAUUGGUGCUCUGAGAAACUGCCAAAACUUUUAAUGCCGUUUUAUUUCAAGACCUUUUCAAACCUUUCAUAAAAAUAAACUGCAUAGAUCCAGACUUGAUACUAUUGAUUUGGGAAGUACCAAUUGAAUAGAUACAAGAAAAAUACAUUCUGUUACUAUGUGUGAACAUUUGAACACAAAUGUGAACAUUUGUGCUGAUGCAUAAGUGUUUUAAUAAAAGAUGCAUAUUGUCAACAGUAUUUUAAAGUAUUUGCAAUUAAAGUUAAGUUGAAGGUUGAUUUGAAUUACAUUUUUAUUAUAAAAACAUUACAAGAUAUGGUUAACAAAGAACUUUUAUAAUAACAUCUCUGGUAUUGCACAUAUAUAGUUCUAUGCACUGGCCUGAACCUGAUGCCUGGCAGUGGGAAUUCAUGUCAGACCCACACACAUGCCUUCUUUACAUAGGCUGUUCACCUUAUCUUAAGACAUUUGUUACAAUGGGCCCAGCCCAAAUGGUUCAUAACGCAUUUAGGGAAGUGUUCUUGAGGAAACAUAUCUUUACUGAAUAGAUUAAUAUUGUUUCACAUUUUGGAAUUAUCUUUUUUAAGGCCACCAA